AUGCAGGCAGCUUUCUUAACAAUACAUCAAAUUGCUGAAAAUCCACUAUUGUCUACUACAACUGUUCAUUUUGAGAAGAAAACUGGCUCUGAAAAAGUUCUAUUUCGACCAUUGCUACGUGAUGAUAUUUUUGCUGUCCAACAGUUUCUUGAGUGUUUGUCAGAAGCAACACGUCAAUAUGCUACUCAUCCUAGCUACGAUUUGGAAUGUGCACAACGAUAUUGUAACGAAAUCGAUCAUGAUGAUAUAUUGAGAAUGGUAGCAAUUUCUGAAGAUAAAAAAAUCAUUGCACUAUUCGAAUUUAAUUUUCGUUUGGGCGAAUUUGAUAUAAAACGAUAUCGUACAUACGGUUUGGAAUUAAAUCCCAUUAGUGACGUACAGUUUGCACCUUGUAUUAGUGAUGAAUAUCAAAGUCAACACUUGGGCACUAAACUGCUUCACGCAAUGAUUGAUUUAGCUAAGCACUUCGGUAAAAGUCGACUUAUUGCAUGGGAUGGUGUAUUGAUCGAUAAUAAAUAA
Rotaria socialis is the source of this 519-nucleotide messenger RNA. The record is from the annotation of a GenBank genome assembly. Lineage: Eukaryota; Metazoa; Rotifera; Eurotatoria; Philodinida; Philodinidae.